Molecule: messenger RNA, 144 nt
Organism: Parastagonospora nodorum SN15
Lineage: Eukaryota; Fungi; Ascomycota; Dothideomycetes; Pleosporales; Phaeosphaeriaceae
Exons: 2
Coding region: 1-144 (47 amino acids)
Source: RefSeq, a predicted model, not a curated record
AUGGUCCGACGAAACAGAGCCAUGGAAGAUGCCGAUAAGCGACCGGAGAGCUGUGCUGGCGACGAAAUUACAGCUAGUGCCUUGUCAUCUGUGACUCCAGGAGAGGCACCCACGACAUUGGUGCCUCUAGACGGAAACGAGUAA